AUGAAGUCCCUCCAGGACAGCCUCCGCACUCUUAAGCAGGAGCACUCCGUCCUCCAGAAGGACUAUGAGACCCUCUCUGCUGAAAAGGUGGAGCUCGUCUCUGACAAGGUCUGGCUCACCGAGCAGCUCAACUCCGCUCGCUCUGCGGCACACUGGGGUACCGAGAGCUUUGAGCAGCUACAGCACUCGCCGGGCAACAGUCAGCUUGUCCGCCGUAUCCAGGAGCUCGAGACCGAGCUCAGCGGCUUCAAGGCGGGCGCGUCUGCCUUGUGCAUUGAAAAGCAAGAUGACCGCAGCAUGACCACCAAGAUGGCCGAGAGUUCCAAGGUCAAGCCCUCAGAGCCCAAGGACAGCAGGGUUAUAAACCUGCCCGACUCCUUCAUCUACGAGGAGUCCAGGUCCAUCUCCCAGAAGCAGGGCGAACUGCCCCAGACCCCGAAGCAGACCCUAACCUCCCAAAGCUUCGGCAAGGAGCAGGGGAGGACCCCGCUUCUGCAGGCCUAUCGCAGGCGCAGCAUCGAGCACGCUAACCUACGCAGUCACUCGCUAAGCAACGACCCGCAGCCUAGGCAGCAGAGCAUCGUGUCUAUCUACCGUAGGGGUAGCAGGGGGCGCCGGGUCAGGACGAUCGACGAUGAGCCCAGCAGCGGCUCCAAAAUUCUGAGGCCUAGUAAAAGCCCUUUAAAGACAGCUGCCAAAAAAAGCAGUCCACAAAAGAUCAGCUUUGAGAUCGAGAUCGGAAAGAGCCUGUCAGCGACCAGCAACUACUGCGACCAUCUGAUCGUGGGAGUGGGUGACCAUCUGGCCUACCGCUACGAGAUCCUGUAGAUCCUGGGCAAGGGCGCUUUCGGGAAGGUGGUCAGAGCCUUUGAUCACAAGACGAAGGAGGUCAUGGCGGUCAAGAUAAUCGUCAACAAGAAGAAGAUGCUGCAGCAGGGGCUGGUCGAGGUCAAGAUCCUCAAGGAAAUCAGGGCUAAGGACAAGCUGUCCAACGGCAACAUGCUGGCCUUCAUCGACUCUGCCGUGUUCAGGCAACAUAUGCUGAUCGCCACUGAGAUGCUACACUGCACGCUUUACGAGUUCCUGGAGAAGCGGAGGUUUGUGGGGGUGAGUGUCGAUCUCAUCCGGAAGGUGAGCAUCCAACUGUUCCAGGCACUGUUCUUCCUCAGGGCCAACCGGAUCGCGCACUGCGACAUCAAGCAGAACAUUAUGUUCAAGGCCUGUGACAAGUCCGGCCUCAAGCUGAUCGACUUCGGGUCGGGUUGUUACUCGCAUGCGAAGGUCUACACCUACGUGCAGAGCAGGUUCUACAGGGCUCCGGAGGUCAUCCUGGGCUAUGACUAUGGGUGCGAGAUCGAUGUGUGGAGUGCGGGCUGCGUGCUGGCGGAGCUGGCGAUCGGCCUGCCCCUGUUUCCCGCGGAGUCGGAGCGGAACAGAGGCCUGGGCACCACAGACCCUGAUUUCUUGGACUUCAUCAGGCGCUGCUUCGAGUGGCACCCCAGCAAGCGCCUGACCCCUGAGCAGGCCCUCCUCCACAACUUCAUCAUAAACGGGCUGCCGAGCAGCGUGCGUGCCGAGCACAUCCGAGAGAUGCGGGGCCAGAACCCAUACGGCCUGGGGUAG
Molecule: messenger RNA, 1623 nt
Organism: Hippocampus zosterae (dwarf seahorse)
Lineage: Eukaryota; Metazoa; Chordata; Actinopteri; Syngnathiformes; Syngnathidae
Product: dual specificity tyrosine-phosphorylation-regulated kinase 4-like
Biological process (GO): peptidyl-serine phosphorylation; peptidyl-threonine phosphorylation
Molecular function (GO): protein serine/threonine kinase activity; ATP binding
Source: RefSeq, a predicted model, not a curated record